UCAAGAUGGCGACGAACGUAAAAAUGUCAAAUUUUCGAAAUAUUUUUAGAAAUUACUCUAUAAAUCAAUUGUUGAGAGCACGAUUGCAUACUUCAUCUGCUUCAAAGAGCAAUGGCAUCAUAAUAGGAAUUCAUGAUGCCACUGAGAAGAAUGGACAACCUGAGUUUACGAGUGCUGGUCAGAACUUCAACAACAGAACAAAAGGAAAACUUGCUGAUCUCAUGAAGAUAUGCGGCACAAAGUUAAAGAAAGGACAGAGUAGGCUUCUCUAUGGCAUUGAUGAUGAAUUCCCCAGUGUUGCUGUUGUUGGUCUUGGGAAGAAAAGCCGAGGAUAUGAUGAACAAGAGGAAAUAUUUACUCAUCGAGACAGUGUUCGAGAGGCUGUGGCUGGUGGCGCCAGACAGUUGCGUGAUGUUGUCGGCGUCACAAAGAUUGAAGUUGAUCCGUGUGGUGAUGCUGAAGCAGCAGGUGAAGGUGCUCAUCUUGGUUUGUUUUACUUCGAUCAACUGAAGGACAAAGAGAAGAAAAAAUCUCACCCAGAUAUUAAAUGCCGAGAGUCCGAGAAAAGCAUCGAUGCCCAGUUUGGUAGAGGUGGAGCUCUUGCUGAGGGACAAAACUUUGCAAGAUGGCUGAUGGAGAUGCCCGCGAACAAAAUGACGCCCACCAUUUUUGCUGAAGAAGUUUUCAAGGCUUUAUCACAUUCAAAAGAGUCAAAAGUCACUAUUAGGGACCAAGCGUGGGCUGAAAGUAAACAAAUGGGGGCAUUCCUUUCUGUGUCAAGGGGGUCGGAAGAGCCUCUGAAGUUUGUAGAGAUAGAUUACAAUGGUGCAUCUACAAGUGAGACACCUUUUGCUUUGGUUGGAAAGGGAGUCACAUUUGAUACUGGUGGUAUAUCUAUCAAACCAGCUGCUAACAUGGACCUGAUGAGAGCAGACAUGGGAGGUGCUGCUUGUGUUGCUGGCACCUUUCUUACUCUCUCUAAAUUAGGAGUCCCCGUCAAUGUGAAGGGAUUCAUACCACUCUGUGAGAACAUGCCAAGUGGGAAGGCGACCAAGCCGGGUGAUGUUGUUACAGCAAUGAAUGGAAAAACAAUACAAGUUGACAACACAGAUGCGGAGGGUCGCCUCAUUCUUGCCGAUGCUCUGUGUUAUGCUGAUUCAUUCAAACCCAAAGGCAUCAUUGACAUGGCAACAUUGACAGGAGCAGUGGCUGUAGCCCUUGGGACUGGUGCAUCAGGUGUCUUCACAAACUCCAACUCAUUGUGGAACAAACUACAUAAAGCAGGCACAUGGACUGGCGACAGACUCUGGCGGUUGCCAUUGUGGAAACACUACUCAAGACAGGUCACCAACUCACAUCUAGCUGAUCUCUCUAAUGUAGGAAAGUACUCUCGGGAUGGAGGUUCAUGCACUGCUGCUGCUUUCUUAAAGGAGUUUACAACCAAUCCAGAAUGGGUUCAUAUUGACAUUGCCGGAGUUAUGCAGAACACUGAUGAGGUGCCUUAUCUUGUCAAAGGAUUGACUGGUCGACCGACAAGGACAAUCAUUGAAUUUCUGUGUAACCUCGCCAAAGAGGGUGCCAAGGACAGGUGAUGGAUGCAUACUGUUGGAGUGUAUGAAAGUGAUCAAGAUUUGCCGCAGAACUAGAAUGCAUUUGGGAGUUAUUUCAUGAGGAUCUUGACUGAAUACCAGUGGAUUGGAUCACCUUUAAUCUUGUGAUCAAACGUGACUCUUGUAAGGUUCAAAGCACUUAAUCAUGAAAUAAAAUAUUUUUAGGUU
Lineus longissimus is the source of this 1778-nucleotide messenger RNA. Its product is annotated as cytosol aminopeptidase-like. Gene Ontology annotation, biological process: proteolysis. The transcript has 10 exons. Gene Ontology annotation, molecular function: manganese ion binding; metalloaminopeptidase activity. NCBI's taxonomy places the organism in Eukaryota, Metazoa, Nemertea, Pilidiophora, Heteronemertea, Lineidae. Gene Ontology annotation, cellular component: cytoplasm. The record is from RefSeq and is a predicted model, not a curated record. The coding region runs from base 6 to 1592 and encodes 528 amino acids.